Molecule: messenger RNA, 1973 nt
Organism: Girardinichthys multiradiatus
Lineage: Eukaryota; Metazoa; Chordata; Actinopteri; Cyprinodontiformes; Goodeidae
Product: serine/threonine-protein phosphatase 4 catalytic subunit B
Exons: 9
Coding region: 302-1237 (311 amino acids)
Biological process (GO): peptidyl-serine dephosphorylation; double-strand break repair via homologous recombination
Cellular component (GO): nucleus; cytoplasm
Molecular function (GO): protein serine/threonine phosphatase activity
Source: RefSeq, a predicted model, not a curated record
CCGGAAGUUACGGUGGAGUGGCGUUGGCGAGCACAGCAGGACUGAACAGGCAAAGACGAUACCGGGGGAGGGAGAGGAGCCGGUGAACAAACGGCGAAAGAGUCCACCGUCCAUUAAGAGUAACAUAAGUGUUUGGGUUUCAACAUCUAGAAACACGCUUUUUUAAGUCCUCACCUCCGUGGCUGAAGCAGAUCCCCGGCCUUUCUCCGUGCGGGAUAUUGGCUCGGUUGCUUUGGGGGUGGAGUAGCCGAGUGUUGAGGGAUCCCGGAGUGUUAGAGGUGAAUAGUGUGAACACCUCUCUAUGUGUGUGACAAUGGGGGACAUCAGUGACCUGGACCGACAAAUAGAGCAGCUCCGACGCUGUGAGCUCAUCAAGGAAAAUGAAGUCAAAGCAUUAUGUGCUAAAGCCAGAGAGAUUCUAGUUGAAGAAAGCAAUGUUCAGAGGGUAGACUCUCCUGUCACAGUGUGUGGAGAUAUUCAUGGACAGUUCUAUGACCUGAAAGAGUUGUUCAGAGUUGGCGGUGACGUUCCGGAGACAAAUUAUCUCUUCAUGGGGGACUUUGUGGACCGUGGCUUCUACAGUGUGGAGACUUUUCUUCUGCUGCUAGCUCUUAAGGUGCGUUAUCCUGAUAGGAUAACCCUAAUCCGAGGAAACCACGAAUCCAGGCAAAUUACACAGGUCUACGGCUUCUACGAUGAGUGCCUCCGCAAAUAUGGUUCAGUCACCGUGUGGAGAUACUGCACUGAGAUUUUUGAUUACUUGUCACUUUCUGCUAUCAUUGAUGGAAAGAUCUUCUGCGUCCAUGGUGGUUUGUCUCCCUCCAUCCAGACAUUGGACCAGAUCAGGACCAUUGAUAGGAAACAGGAAGUGCCCCAUGAUGGACCCAUGUGUGACCUUUUGUGGUCAGACCCUGAAGAUACCACAGGAUGGGGGGUGAGUCCCAGAGGAGCUGGCUACUUGUUUGGGAGUGAUGUGGUGGCUCAGUUCAACGCCGCCAACGACAUACACAUGAUAUGCCGGGCCCACCAGCUGGUCAUGGAGGGAUACAAGUGGCACUUCAAUGAGACUGUGCUCACAGUGUGGUCAGCACCAAACUACUGCUACAGAUGUGGAAAUGUGGCAGCCAUCUUGGAACUUGACGAGCAUUUACAGCGAGAGUUCAUCAUAUUUGAGGCAGCACCACAGGAGACCAGAGGCAUCCCUUCCAAGAAACCAGUAGCUGACUAUUUCCUGUAAAAUCUUUAAAUAGCCAGCCAUGUGUCAAAUUCUAGUACCAUUUAACACCAAGCGACCUCCAUCCUGCUGCUGGAGCAUUCCUUCAGCCUGAACUCUACGCAGUUAGACAGAAAACCCGCCCGAUCCUGCAAAGCUGUGCAGCUUCAGCUUGAAGAGCUGGAUUUUUGCCUGAUUGCCCAGUCCUGACAGAGCAGUUGCAGUGAGAGGUGGAAAGGCGUGGCAAAUACUGGGCCAAUGACUGUUGUCACUUCUAAGCUAUAUGAGGCUGACUCUUAAAGCCUUCAGCCAACCUCUUCCGCCUGAUCCCCUCCUCACUAUGUGUAGAUACAUCCUUGUUUUCAGCUCAACUCUUUUCUAGUGUUCUUUUUUAUUUUUUAUGACAAAUAUUGUAAUUUAGUUUUAGAACUUUGAAUGGAGCAAAGUCUUUUUUCUUUUUCAGAAAUCUACAGCUGUAGGAGAUUUUACAAUUUUAUCAGUUAAGGAAUUCCUUUAAUAGAUCCAUUUUGUUUGACUUUGUAUAACUGUUGUUUUUGUCUGUCAUCUGUUACGUGCGUUGAUCUUUAACAUUCUACGUGCUGCUGCUCAGCACCAUCACAAAUAAACGUCAGAUGUGUAACCAACUCAACAAAGUCACAAUGUUCUCUAUUUUUCUCCUCUUAAUUCAUUUUAAUCUCUGGAUUGCUCUAGCUCUGUCAAUUUUGAUAUGGUGAAAAUAAAGUUUUUCUAUCAAUACUGA